This is a messenger RNA of Lates calcarifer (barramundi perch), 3858 nucleotides long. RefSeq names its product cone cGMP-specific 3',5'-cyclic phosphodiesterase subunit alpha'-like. Gene Ontology annotation, molecular function: 3',5'-cyclic-nucleotide phosphodiesterase activity; protein binding. The record is from RefSeq and is a predicted model, not a curated record. Gene Ontology annotation, biological process: visual perception; signal transduction. Lineage: Eukaryota; Metazoa; Chordata; Actinopteri; Centropomidae.
AUAGAGUUGUGAUCCUUAAAAUGUCAUAAGUAAAUGAAGUGUUCAAAUGAUAAUGAUGAUAUGAGUUUAAUUUUACGUAUCACUGUGCAAAAACUCUGAGCGCCUCAUAUGAAAGACUCAUGUCAUUGCCUUUUUUGUCAUCUGGAAGAAGAAAGAAGUUGUGUUUCCUCAUACUAACAAAUGGCAGUUUGCCUGCCAGCAAGAGUAAUUAAACUCCAAACAGCAGUUAACAAUCCCACUUAAUCCUGUCAGUGGUUAAAUGUGACUGCUGUCUAACAGACAUGGCCCAGGAAAGCCAAGCUUGCAAGACAAACACAAAUGCUAAACACAAGUUUUUUAAAUGUAUUCUUGGUCUUUGUAGUCUCUGAAGUCUUUAUGGAUUCUGUCUUGAAAGCACUUGCUCUCAUACAAAGCUUCUCAGACGGUGUAAGACACUUAAACACAGCUUUUAUCAGUCCUUCUUUGCCUGGUGUUAUAGUUAUGGUAUUAUCCUUAUCCCUCCGAAAUCAUACAGCGCGUCUCUCCGUCAUAAUGUUGAGCACUUUUAAAAUGAAUCAGUAGGAUUUUGAGUGUUACUUUGCCACAGCAUUGUAUACAAUGUAUUUAGAGAAGAGAUGAACCAAUGAUCUCAAUAUGUUAUCAUGCAGAUUCAGGAAACACCAACAGAAAUAAUUCCAGUCUUUCUCCCUGCCCUCUUACAGUUCAGGUCAUAGGUGCCAUAACUCUAUUAUCAUUACCUGUGAUGAGAUUGGCCCCAGUUAAAUGACAAGUGGCUGGAUUUACAAGUUAAGAAAGCUCAGGGGCUUUAUGACUCUUGCGUCACAGUCAUUAGUGCCCCCAGGAUCCCCUUACCCAGUAAGCCACUACCUUCUGUUACUGGGGAGAAGGUUGGAACUGCAGCUUUGGUCCUGAGAGCACAGAGGAGGGUGGGAAAUGUCUCAGUAGGGUCUGAACUGCCACAUCUUCCGGAGGCCACUUUCACCAUCCAGCCAUAUCCGCCUGAGGGGAGCAUCCUUGUGCAGCUACAGAGGGAAUCUUUCGUCUAAAAUUGGACAAAAUGGCGGACAAAGACACUGUAGAGAAGUUCCUCGACAACAAUCCACAGUUUGCAAAGGAGUACUACGAAAAGAAAGUCAAGGCAGACGUGAUCACUGCUGCAUUCAACAACCAGGUCCAGGUCAAAGACCCGGCCUCUUACAAGGAUGUCUCCACCAUUCAGGAGGCAGAGUUCAUAUUCGAAGCCGUGAAAGAGAUGCAGGGCAACAACCCGAUGGAGAAAUCCCUGCAUAAAGUCCUCCAGAGGAUUGCUCUGCUGAUCCAGGCCGAUCGCUGCAGCUUCUUCAGCAGCAGGUCUCGUAACGGGACCCCAGAGCUGUCCACGAUCCUCUUUGACGUGACGCACAAUUCUCCAUUUGAGAAAAAUUUUGUGAACCCCAAUGUAGAGAUUGUUUUCCCCACUGACAUGGGAAUUGUUGGAUGGACGGCACACUCCAAGAAGCCUCAGAAUAUUGCCGAUGUGAAGAAGGACUCUCACUUCAGCGACUUUGUGGAUAAACAGACCAAAUACACCACAAAAUGCAUGCUCACUGCUCCCAUUAUGAGCGGGAAGGAGCCCAUCGGUGUCAUCAUGGCGCUCAACAAACAGGGUGCCAAUGAGUUCUCAAAGAGCGAUCAGGAGCUCUUCAACAAAUAUGUGAACUUUGCUUCUGUGGUCAUUCUCCAAGCGCACACUUCUUACAUGUGGGAUGUGGAGUCAAGGAGAAGCCAGGUGUUGCUGUGGUCAGCCAGCAAAGUUUUUGAGGAGUUGACAGAUAUUGAGAGGCAGUUUCACAAAGCCCUGUACACAGUGAGGACAUACAUCAAGUGUGAGAGAUACUCUGUGGGACUCCUGGACAUGACCAAAGACAAGGAAUUCUUCGAUGAGUGGGCGAUCAAGCUGGGAGAACAAGAGCCAUACAAGGGUGCCAAAACACCUGAUGGCAGAGAAGUCAACUUUUACAAGAUUAUUGACUACUUGCUUGAAGACAAAGAGGAGAUUAAAGUUAUUCCUGGCCCACCUGCAGACCACUGGGCUCUGGUCAGCGGACUCCCAACAUAUGUGGCUGAGAACGGAUUUAUCUGCAACAUGAUGAAUGCUCCAGCAGAUGAGUACUUCGCAUUUCAGAAAGAAGCAGUGGAUGAGUCCGGAUGGAUGAUUAAGAAUGUCCUCUCCCUCCCUAUCGUCAACAAAAAGGAAGAAAUUGUUGGUGUUGCCACAUUCUUCAACAGAAAAGAUGGCAAACCAUUUGAUGAGAAUGAUGAACAAAUUACAGAAGCUCUGACCCAGUUCCUCGGCUGGUCCACUCUGAACAGUGACACAUACGACAAACUGAACAGGACAGAGUGGGGGAAAGAUGUUGCCCAGGAAAUGCUCAUGUACCAGACAAAGGCCACACCAAAUGACGUGCAGACCAUCCUGAACACUCAAGAGAAGUUUGGCUCCGCACCAGAGGACUGUGACCAGAAGGAGAUGUACAAACUGUUGAGAUCCAACAUCCCUGAGGCCAAGACCGUGGACCUGCACGAUUUCCACUUCAGCGAUUUCCCCUUGUCAGAGUUCGAACUAAUCAAGUGUGGCAUCCGCUGCUUCUUUGAGCUGGGGGUGGUAGAGAAGUUCAAAGUCCCAGCUGAGAUCCUGACACGAUGGAUGUACACCGUUUGCAGGGGAUACCGUGACAUCACCUACCACAACUGGAGGCAUGGCUUCAACGUUGGACAAACCAUGUUCACUCUUCUGCUAACAGGUAAACUGAAGAAGUAUUACUCUGAUCUUGAGGCCUUUGCCAUGGUUGCUGCUGGAUUCUGCCACGAUAUUGACCACAGAGGAACCAACAACCUCUACCAGACAAAGAGUGCAUCCCCACUGGCAAAACUGCACAGCUCCUCAGUUAUGGAGCGCCAUCAUCUUGAGUACAGUAAGACUCUGAUGGAGGAUGAGAACCUGAAUAUCUUCCAAAACCUUCAGAAGCGUCAGUUUGAAACAGUGCAGCAUCUGUUUGAAAUUUGCAUCAUUGCCACUGAUCUCGCCCUCUAUUUCAAGAAGAGAACAAUGUUUCAGAAACUUGUGGAAACUGUGGAGGGGAUCCCAGAGGAGAAAGAAAAGGUCAACUUCAUCUCCAACAACCCAACCAGGAAGGAGAUUAUCAUGGCAAUGAUGAUGACAGCUUGUGACUUGUCAGCCAUUACAAAGCCAUGGGAGAUUCAGAGCAAGGUCGCUCUGAUGGUGGCAGCUGAAUUUUGGGAGCAGGGAGACCUGGAGAGAACAGUUCUUGAUCAGCAGCCUAUUCCCAUGAUGGACAGAAAUCAUGCUGAUGAGCUUCCAAAGAUGCAGUGUGGUUUCAUUGAUUUUGUCUGUUCAUUUGUGUACAAGGAGUUUUCUCGAUUCCACACUGAGAUCAAACCCAUGUUCGACGGGUUGAAUAACAAUAGGGGAGAGUGGAAAGCUCUCGCCGACGUCCAUGAGGCCAAGAUGAAGGCCAUCGAAGAGGAGAAGAAAAAGCUGGAAGGUGGAGACGAUCAAGCUCAAGACGGUGGAAAGUCAAAGACAUGUAUUAUCUGCUAGAUCUCCAAGGCCACCAAAGUAUUUAUGGAUGUUUGUCUGGAUGUGUGUUUGUACAGUGUGUGUAUGUGUCCGCAGACAAGUGAAUUUGAAUGUGCAAAAAAUCCCCAAAUUAUUAUUUUUAUAUACUUUAAUGUGUAGGUCUUCUAUCCUCAGACACAGAAAGCUAUUUUGACUGGCACCAUACAGUAUGUAUGUGAUACUAUGAAAACAGUAAUUUAAUAUACUCUUGUAUGUAAUAAAAGUUCCACUGAGCUGAA